Messenger RNA from Lodderomyces margitis, 1758 nucleotides. RefSeq names its product phosphatidylinositol 4-phosphate-binding protein (gene GGA2). The coding region runs from base 1 to 1758 and encodes 585 amino acids. Gene Ontology annotation, cellular component: trans-Golgi network. The record is from RefSeq and is a predicted model, not a curated record. Gene Ontology annotation, molecular function: phosphatidylinositol binding; ubiquitin binding. The transcript has a single exon. Gene Ontology annotation, biological process: Golgi to vacuole transport; protein transport to vacuole involved in ubiquitin-dependent protein catabolic process via the multivesicular body sorting pathway; Golgi to endosome transport. Lineage: Eukaryota; Fungi; Ascomycota; Pichiomycetes; Serinales; Debaryomycetaceae.
AUGGCGUCAUCUUAUUCACUUGAUAAGAUCAAUCCGAAGCUAUUACGUCGUAUUUACCGAGCAUGCAGACCAUCGAACGACGAACCCAAUCUAGCCCUCAAUUUGGAGAUUUGCGAUUACGUAAAUGCCAAGAAGGGAUCUGCCCCUAGGGAUGCAGCUAUUGCUGUUGUUAAAUUGAUUAGUCAAAGGGAUCCACAGACUUCGGAAUUGGCUCUAGCAUUGUUGGACAAUUUGGUCAAGAAUUGUGGAUACCCCUUCCAAUUGCAAAUAUCAAGAAAAGAAUUCUUGAAUGAAUUGGUUAAAAGAUUCCCCGAGAGACCCACUUUGAGGUAUUCUCGUGUGCAGCGUUUGAUUUUGGCACAGAUUGAGGAAUGGUAUCAAACCAUUUGCCGUACAUCCAAGUACAAGGACGAUUUUAGUUACAUAAGGGAUAUGCAUAGAUUGUUGGCCAAUAAGGGAUAUGUAUUUCCCGAGGUCAAGGUGGAAGAUAUUGCUGUUUUGAACCCGGGUGAUAAUUUGAAGUCGUUGGAAGAUAUCCAAAAAGAAGAAGAAGAAGUGCAUUCAGCAAAAUUACAGGAAUUGAUCAGAAGAGGAAGACCGCAAGACUUGCAGGAGGCCAACAAGUUGAUGAAAAUAAUGGCCGGUUUCAAGGACGACAACGUCAAGGAAAACAAGAAACAGUUGAAGGAUGAUAUUGUGAGAUUGAGUAGAAAAGUUGAAAUCUUGGGUGAAAUGUUAAGCUCGAUUGAAAGUUCAGGGGGCAAAAUUGGUGAGGAUUCAGAUGAAGCAUUACUUGAGCUAUAUAGUUCAGUGAAGAGCUCACAACCUAUCAUUGGCAAAAUUAUAGAGAAAGAGGGCGAAGAAGGAGAUGAGGAGGUCAACAAUCUCUUGGCCUUGAAUGAUAAUGUGAAUAAGGUCAUUCAAAAGUACCAAUUGUUGAAAGGAGGCAAAGUGGAUGAAGCAAGCCAACUUAAAUUAUCCGGAGGAGUGGGAGCAGGAGCAGCUGCCGACUUGAAUUUGAUUGAUUUUGAUGACGAACCAGAAGAUGUUACUGCCAGUAAGGAACAAGGGUACAACGACUUAUUGAGCGACUUAUCUAACUUGGCUUUUGGUGACAACACCGGUGGUGCAUCGGCAGCCAACGGCAACAAAGUAAAUCCAUUAAAUUUGUACGGUACUGGCGGUUCGAUAUCAUUGGGCGGAAACACAACUCAGUUGCACCAGCCCACUCCAACAACCCAGUCAAGCUCCUCCAACUUUGACUUGUUGGCUGAUUUGAACUCUCCAUCGCCACAGUUGCAAUCCAAUACAGCAAAUGCCAAGCCUGCUUCAGGCUUGGACCCUUUUGGAUUCGAUUUCCCAAGCACGACACCAUCAAGCUUGCAAAAGCAACCGGAAUCUCAAGGUUAUUUGAAAAUGAUCAACGUCAAUGAAUCGAAUGGCUCUUCAGCUAAUCUCAAGGUUGAAGUUGGAGUGUUGCAAGCGUCGCCUUCGUCGUUUAAAGGAAAAGUUUUGUUCUCAAAUGUCCAAAAUCAAACAAUUUCCCAACUCAAGUUUAUGCUUGCUGUUCCUAAAUCAUGCAAACUUGACUUGAACCCCCAAUCUUCUGAUGUUAUUUACGGAUUCAACAACCAUGGCGCUUCACAAGAUUUUACGAUUGAAAAUCCACAACAGAAACAAUUGAAAAUUAAAUGGAAGGUUGAGUAUAAAGUUGGCAAUGAACUGCAAGAGGAUACAGGUGUGAGUAUUUUGGAGUAG